Molecule: messenger RNA, 939 nt
Organism: Castor canadensis (American beaver)
Lineage: Eukaryota; Metazoa; Chordata; Mammalia; Rodentia; Castoridae
Source: RefSeq, a predicted model, not a curated record
AUGGAGUCCCUGCAGCUCAAGGCUAGGCUGCUGCCACCACUAUUGCUGCUGCUCUGGAGGCGGGAUGGGGUGGAGAGUGGGAGGGAGGCCAAGGGUGGCUUUACCCUACAGGUGCAGCAGCUGGUGAUUGUGCAGGAGGGUCUGUGUGUCCAUGUGCCCUGUGACUUCUCCUAUCUGGAAGGCUGGACUGACUCGGACCCAGUUUACGGCUACUGGUACCGGAAAAGGGCCACUGGAAGCCAGAACACUUUGGUGGCCACAGAUGACCCAUAUCUACAAGUGCAGGAGGCAGCCAAGGGCUGAUUCUAUCUGCUUGGGGACCCCCAAGUCAACAGCUGCUCCCUGGACAUCAGAGAUGCCAGGAAGAAGGACCAGGGGGCAUACUUGUUUAGGGUGGAGAGAGGAGAUUUAAAAGGGAGUUAUGCUUUGAACCAGCUGUUUGUGCAGAUGGCAGCCCUGACACAACCCCCUCACAUCCACAUCCCAGGGCCCCUGGAGCCUGGCCGUCCCAGCAACCUGACCUGCUCUGUGCCCUGGGCCUGUGAGCAGGGGACGCUGCUCAUCUUCUCCUGGAUGUCAGUUGCCCUCACCUCCCUGGGCCCCAAGACCACCCUCUCCUCAGUGCUCACCCUCAUCCCCCAGGCUCAGGACCAUGGCACCAACCUCACCUGCCAGGUGACCUUCCCUGGAGCUGAUGUGACUGUGGAGAGAUCCGUCCAGCUCAAUGUGUCCUGGAAGUCAGGGCCCACAGCAGAGGUGGUGCUGGUGGCCAUCGAGGAGGCAGCUGUCAAGAUCCUGCUUCUUGGCCUCUGCCUCAUCUUCCUCAGCUGUCCCCUCUUCACCCCCUUCUCUUCUCUGCUGGCUUGUGGGAGCCUAGGACCCUCCACCUCCUAUGAGAUGCUGCUGCCCCUGAAGCUGCCCCUGCUGUGGGCAGAGUAA